GUGAACUCGCUGACAAAUACCGACAGCUUCAUACGUCGUCAUUUAAAUUUUGAUUCAUAAAUCAUUCAUUUUGAUCUCAAAUCUCAGAGUAUUACCUUGUCUAAACUUGUUAAAUACGCAUACGGCUGUAUUUUACUUCAAUAAUAUUGAAUUUAUUGAAAUACAAUCAAAAUGUCUAAUGUGAUUUAUUAUGAAAAUUGUAUGAUAGUCAACAAUGAGUGCACGGACGUGUCUGAAUUGAAGCACAAUAUUUCGACACAUUAUGGUAUACCUGUGUGUGAUCUAUUCGCUACAUUGAACGGGAAACUUGUGUCCGAUGAUCUUAAGUUGGGCAACAGUGAGAAUGUAGUCAGAGUGUGGUCAAGGAUCGUCGGUGGGAAGGGAGGUUUUGGAUCGAUGUUACGUGCCAUCGGCGCUCAAAUUGAGAAAACUACGAAUCGUGAGGCAUGCCGAGACCUGUCUGGAAGGCGUUUACGCGAUAUUAACGAAGAAAAGCGGCUAAGAAAGUGGUUGGAAGGCCAGGAAGAUCGUGAGCGCGAGGCGUCUGAGAGAAAGCAGAAAAAGUUAGAACGGUUGAUUUCGGAGCCGAAGGUUUCCGUGAACUUGAACCCUCAAUAUGAGAAGGAGAGGCAGGAAUUGCCUGAGCGUGUUAGUGCUGCGGUCGAUGCUGGUUGGCAAGCCGCAGGGACGUCAAACGAAGGUGUUAAACGAAAAGCGGAAGUUGAACAGAGUAAGGGGAAGAAAAAGGCCAAAUUAUGGAUUGAUGCGGAGUUGUCAGACUGUUCCUCUAUAAGCGAGGAUGAGGAAGAGGAAGUCAAAUCUUACACAGCUCUGACUGUGUCUACAGAUAGUGGCAACGAGUCGGAUAGGUGUUCUGGGAGUAGUAAAAUAUAGUGAUGUUUUUUAUGUUCCAUGUCCAGUUUAUUUCCACCAGUCAAUUGUACCUAUCUGGUGCAGCUGUAAGAAACAAAAAUUGAAUACACUCUCAAUAUGUUGUUAUCUUAAGUAGUAGUCUAGUACAAACAGUAAUACCAUUAGUGAGUUGAACAACGCAAGUGUGCUGAUGCUUAUGUAAAAAUAUCUGUGCCUCAGAGAGCAUGUAAGUCAAUCUGAUCUACAUUGUAACCACUAAGGAGUUAAUAAUCAUUGACACUCACUAUUGUAAGCACCAAAUCCAGCUGAUAUAGACAAUGAUUUGUUUAUAAUGUUCAUUAAUGACAACAAAAUAGUUAAUUGAGACACCAAUAGCUCAGUGGUUUAUAAGUUGGUUGAAAUCAGAAAGGUGGUUUCAAAUAGGAUUUUGAAAUACCCGCUCCCAGAACAAGUUUUGAGCUUAGGUAGAGGGGAAAGGAGAAUAAUAGUUAAGUAACUAAGCUUAGAUUUGAAAAAAUGGGAUAAGCAGAUAAUAUGUCUUGACCAAUACAAAUUUGCUUGUACCUACUCUAUAAAUACUAUUCAUUUAGUGUGUUCAAAGAUUAUUUGUUACACGAGUUUAGCUUUGCAGUCUUACAAAAAACUGAGUUCUAAAAUGUGUAAAGCUGCAUUAUAUGAACACACUAUAAAUUGUCAAUCAUGAGUUCCAAUCUUUAUUAAUUUAUUUUUAUUUGUUUUCUGAUUAACUUUCUUAGAAGUUUUAAGAUAAUAUUUAAGGUUUCACUUCAAUCAUCCUAAAAUAAAAGUAUUUUUGUAGGCUAGAUUAAUAUCAGUCACAAAUAACCUUAACUGUAGAUAACAAACCCUUGUCUAAAAGCCCAGCUUUAAAAUGGAGCUGUCCAUUUUGUGUAAAAGGUUUUGUCUUGUGGAACACUAGUAGCGUCUGUGGUGUAGCCCAAUAUUGAAUGAGCAAUGGAAAAUAAUUUUAUUCAAUAUCCCUUUGUCUGAACUCUCUAUAUUUUUGGGUGCAUUAACUGAUUCUUUACAUAAGUCUGAAGUUAAAAUGAUACAAAUUCUUUCAUGAUAUUAGAAUAUGUAAUAUGUUAUUGUGUUUAUCAAGUUAAAAAUUUAAAACAAUCCAGAUAUGCAAGAGUUCUGUUGAAUUCAGACUUGACUGGGUAUUUUUUCUAGUAAGAGGUGUCAUUUACCUGGUUGACUAUGGAUAAAACUUACAGAUUAGAGUUGAGGUGUUUGUAAUACUGAUUUAAAAAUAAGUAGAAGAGAUCUCUUUGAACUCCUUGUAACAUAUGUUUUCUCAAAAUGAAAUGGAAUGAUAAUGAUAAAUAAUUAAGUACACUUACAGUUUUAGUACUUGUACUGGCUCUCGCAUAUCGCGGGUUGGCAGAAAUGUAUUUUUAAAACAAUGUAUGAAUCAAUAUGAAUAAAAUAUUAAUAUUUAAA
Messenger RNA from Pararge aegeria (speckled wood butterfly), 2334 nucleotides. Its product is annotated as replication stress response regulator SDE2. The record is from RefSeq and is a predicted model, not a curated record. Gene Ontology annotation, cellular component: nucleus. The coding region runs from base 172 to 894 and encodes 240 amino acids. The transcript has a single exon. Lineage: Eukaryota; Metazoa; Arthropoda; Insecta; Lepidoptera; Nymphalidae.